Messenger RNA from Nilaparvata lugens (brown planthopper), 679 nucleotides. Its product is annotated as spermine synthase-like. Lineage: Eukaryota; Metazoa; Arthropoda; Insecta; Hemiptera; Delphacidae. The record is from RefSeq and is a predicted model, not a curated record. Gene Ontology annotation, molecular function: spermine synthase activity. Gene Ontology annotation, biological process: spermine biosynthetic process.
UUGACCAAAAAUCUGUCAGAAGAAUUGAAGGUAGUGACCGAUGCGAAAAAGUGUCACAAAUAUCCGGCAUUCAAGCGGGGACCUUAUGACGACCGAUACUUCCUUACUUCCGAUGAACGCAUCUUGGAGUACGACAUUGAUUCGGUUGUAUUCGAAGAAAACUCGCCUUAUCAGAAAGUCCAAAUCGUUCAUUCGAAGAGUCUGGGUAACCUUCUCAUUUUGGAUGAGCUACAGAACUUGUCCGAGCGAGAUUUGAUCUACACUGAAACACUGAUGCAACGUGGCAAGGUCGACUACAAGGGCAAAGAGGUGGUGAUUCUCGGAGGAGGGGAUGGUGCCCUGUUGUACGAAUUGCUCAAAGAAGAACCGGCCUUUGUUACCAUGAUGGAGCUGGAUGAAGUUGUUUUGAGAGCGUGUAGAGAACAUUUGAGGGGCUGUUGCGGCAACUGCCUGGAUCAGUUGAAAGGAGAUAGAUAUGAGAUAAUAGUGGAUGAUUGCGUGAAAUCGUUGGACAAGAUGAUAAAGGAGGGCAAGAAAGUGGACUUUGUGUUUGGUGACCUGACCGACAUCCCAGUGUCGACCACACCGCAGGGGGAGGCCUGGGACUUCAUCCGGCUCAUUCUCAACAAGGCAAUGCAAGUGCUCAAGCCCAAGGGCAUGUACAUGACUCAUGUAAGUU